GCGCAGCAGGAAACUCACUCCGCUGUAGUUUCUCAGUUAUUUCUGCAGCCCAACAUGUUCCUGCUGCCGGACAUAAAAGCAGAGCAGCGGACUGAACUUCAUCCUCUAACCAGGAACCUGCCCGGCUGUCCGGAUGGCUGUGGCCGUGCUGGUGGACCUGAUCCACGGCUGCUGUCCGGAGCGCACCGGCACGUCUCUGCUGGAGGAACCCGACCCGCAUGUGUUCCUGCUGUGCGGGAAACUUCACCGCAACAAGUCCGGUUUUCUGAGCAGAAACGUUCAGGUUCUGGACUCGGACUCCACCGCGGAGUGCCUGUUCCGGUUUAAACGGACCCUGGACCGGCUGGACCUGAGCUCGGUUCGGGUUCUGACCACCGCUCGGGGCCGAGAGGUGCUGCUCCGGUACCAGGAGCUGCUGUUCACCGCCGUCUACACCUUUGAGUACCAGCUGAGGCCCGAGCAUAGCCUCACCUGUACCGGCUGCGGAGGGUCCGCCCACCCGGUCUCACCUGCAGCCAGAGUCCGUGAAGAAGUGUCCGGGUUCCUGCAGCAGCUGCCGGCGGUGGAGGGAGUCACGGUGCUCAGGUCCACUCUGAUCCCAGACUGCUUCGGUCACGGCUUCAGCACUCGUACCGGCGGCAUCUCCUACAUCCAGACUCUGUCCUCCAUGAAUCUGUUCAGCAGCAGCCGGAGGAGGGACCCCGUCGCCGUGGUGAUGGAGAACCGACGCCGACUGGGCCUCACCGCCGGUUUCCACCCUCGACCGCUCCGUCUGGUCAAGGUGAACCACGCCAGUGACGUCUGGGUUUUGGGGAAAGCUGAGCCGGAGAGCUACGAUUCCAUGGUGACCAAUCAGACCGGGGUCGUCUUGGCGGCUCCGGGGGCCGACUGCAUGCCGAUCCUGUUCGCUGACCCGGUUCAGAAGGUCAUCGGAGCUGCUCACGCAGGUUGGAAAGGGACCCUGAUGGGGGUUGCCAUGGCGACUGUGGAUGCCAUGGUGACAGGAUUCGGUUGCCGGUUGAGCGACAUCGUGGUGGCGGUGGGACCGUCGGUGGGAGUUUGUUGCUUCACUCUGGAGAGGCAGCAGGCAGUGGACUUCAGCAGCAUCCAUCCAGACUGUGUUCCUGAUCCAGAGUCUGACAAACCGCACGUGGACAUCCGCCUCGCCAACAGAGUUCUCCUGCAGAAAGGCGGCGUUCUACCUGAGAACAUCCACGACAACACAAUGUCGGACCGUCCCAGCGUGACUCCUUGUACAUCCUGUCACCCCGAGAACUUCUUCUCCCACGUCAGAGACGGGCUAAACUUCGGCACUCAGGUGGGCUUCCUGUGGAUCAAAGAAACAGAACCAGAACCUGGACCUCCAGCCGGCCGACGGGACGGAUGUUAGCUGGACUUUGGUGCUUCGGUUUAGACAAUUUUAGAAACAAUCACUUCUUUUUUUCUCUUGAAUUGAAGCAGAGACACUGUGAUUACACAAUGAUACCAGCAGGCGUCAGUCAUGAUGCAGCCGAGCUGAGAAAGAUAAGAACCAUGGAUGGGACACUGACACAACUGCUUUUCUCGAUGAAACACCUGCAAGAUGUGGUUCUAAAUCCUCAAAGAUUCUUUGGUAGAACAAUACAGUUAUGUUCUUAGAAGUUCAGACUUCCCUACCUCAGUGCACCAGCGCUGGUUAGAAGCUACCAGUUGUUGGAAGACACAUCCAGCAUGGUGAAACAUCAUCCUAGAGUUGAUGUUCAGAGUAGAGUGAAAAACACCAAGUUUGUAGAGGUCGUACAAAUGUAAAUGUUAAAUAUCUGGAAGGUUUGGAACUUCAUUUUUCUCUCUAGUUUUCGUAAAACCUGUAGGCUCUUCAGACAAAUUGAAGAAAUUCAACUUUAGUUUUUGUCUUUUUCAGGAUUUGUGGUCUCGUGACUUUGUAAAACUGCACAAAAGACACAUUAGUUCUCUCUGCCUCGAGCCAUGAUUGUUCUGUUACCAUAGAGGUGCAGGACUUUAUACUGCAGCAACAAUGUGAUAAGAACACGAAAAAAACUGCCCAGAAACUGAUUGGUUAGCCGAGCUGAGAAAGAUAAGAACCAUGGGUGGUCCACGAGCUCAGCUGCUUUUCCUGAUAAAACACCUGCAAGAUUUGGUCUUAAAUCCCCAAAGAUUCUGUAGUACAGAAAUACAUUUAUGUUAACGGAUCAGAACUUCCCUACCUCAGCCCAACAGCGCUGGUUAGAAGCUACCAGUUGUUGGAAGACACAUCCAGCAUGGUGAAACAUCGUUGUAGACUUGAUGCGCAGAGUAGAGUGAAAAACACCAAGUUUGUUUAGGUCGGACAAAUGUAAAUGUUAAAUAUCUGGAUUAUUUGGAGCUUAUUUUUAUCCGUAGUUUUGGCAUAACCUAUGGACUCUUAGAAAAAUGUUGGACAAAUUGAUUCCAAAAUCCCAAAUCGGCAAAAUUCAACUUUUAGUUUUUGUCUUUUUUAGGAUUUGUGGCAGCGUAAGUUUGUAAACUUGAACAAAAGACGUAUUUUCGUUUUCUCUGCUUCUAGCCAUGAUUGUUCUGUUUCCAUAGAAGUGCAGGACUUUAUAUUGCAGUGAAAAAUGUGACAGCAGCGGAAAAAAAAAAAAACUGCCCAGAAACUGCUUGGGCAGCUGAGAACCAUGGGUGGUCCACUAACUCAGCUGCUUUUCUUGAUAAAACACCUGCAAGAUUUGGUUCUAAAUCCUUAAAAGAUUCUAACUUCCCUACCUCAGCUCACCAGCACUUUCUAAAAUCUAGGAGUUGUUGGAAGAUUCGUCCAGCAUGGUGAAACGUCUGUCUAGAGUAGUAGAGUGGGAAACACCAAGCUUGUAAAUGUUAGCAGAGUUUGGAGUCUCCUUUAUUGUGUCUAUUAUUGAUGACUUAAAAAUGUUGUACAUCCUAAACCCAAGUUUGUUAGAUUUUUGUAAAUCAAAUAAUCAGAGAAAUUGUACAUUUUAGUUUUUUUUAAGAUUUAAUACAUUAUAGCUGUAAAAAAUAGCAAAAAAAGUCUGAUCUGAAAUGCAAACAUCGUCUUUUUAGUCUUCUGUGACGAUAAAAUUUUAGUUUUUUUAAACUGCUGCUUGAAUGAAACAACACACACACACUGAUUCCUUUCAAAAAAUAAAAAUCAAAGAAAUUCA
This is a messenger RNA of Acanthochromis polyacanthus (spiny chromis), 3155 nucleotides long. It is a transcript of the gene lacc1, whose product is annotated as laccase (multicopper oxidoreductase) domain containing 1. The record is from RefSeq and is a predicted model, not a curated record. The transcript has 5 exons. Gene Ontology annotation, molecular function: copper ion binding. The coding region runs from base 134 to 1390 and encodes 418 amino acids. NCBI's taxonomy places the organism in Eukaryota, Metazoa, Chordata, Actinopteri, Pomacentridae.